Molecule: messenger RNA, 6489 nt
Organism: Drosophila navojoa
Lineage: Eukaryota; Metazoa; Arthropoda; Insecta; Diptera; Drosophilidae
Gene: Trpm
Product: transient receptor potential cation channel, subfamily M
Biological process (GO): monoatomic cation transmembrane transport; metal ion transport; protein tetramerization
Cellular component (GO): plasma membrane
Molecular function (GO): monoatomic cation channel activity
Source: RefSeq, a predicted model, not a curated record
GGCCCACAUGUUGAGCAAAUUCACCUCGAACCAUGUCCAGGUCUACCAUCAGUAUUCGCGUCCAGCUCCCAUAAAGAAGCCCGUCAAGCAGGCUGCUUAGCCUACAGAGCUCGAAACGAAAGUAGCGCAUUGCGAGGAUAACUGUUCUACGCUCAACAUCGACAUCGACAUCGUUAACUUCGCUCUUCAUACACAUCAAUCAGCCAAUCAGCGAGAGCACUCGCAGCGUGUGUGUGUGCGUGUGUGCGUGUGUGAGUGUAUGUGUGGGGUUGGCCGCGCUCCGUUUCGCUCUCUUUAACUCAUUGUGUCUUCUGUGUAUGUGUGUGUCUCUGUGCGUCCAUAGCGGACUAUGUUGAAACCGAAACGUUUGGCCAAGCAGAAGCCCAAAGCGAAACCGAUACCAUGGGGACUGAAAAAAAUCUGUUGGGGUCUGAUAAAUAUAACUGUGCCCAGGCAUCAGCCACGCAGUUGGAUCGAGACAAACUUUCAGAAGCGCGAAUGCAUCAAGUUUAUACCAUGCCCAAAGGACGAUACAAAAUGCUGCUGCGGCCAGGCACAGAUUACGCAUCAGACGAUUGCCGGCAUCGAGAGCGGCUCGCCGGGCGACACCUGGCUGCCCACCAAGCACACACGCCCACAGCCCACCGAUGCGUACGGCACUAUUGAGUUCCAAGGUGGCGCCCACCCCACCAAAGCGCAGUAUGUGCGUCUGUCAUUCGAUACACGACCGGAGCUGCUGGUGCAGCUAUUCACCAAGGAAUGGAAUCUGGAAUUGCCAAAACUUUUGAUCACCGUGCAGGGCGGCAAAGCCAACUUUGAUUUGCAGGCAAAGCUCAAAAAGGAAAUACGCAAAGGACUUUUAAAGGCGGCCAAAACAACGGGCGCUUGGAUUUUCACGGGCGGCACCAAUACAGGCGUCACUAAGCAAGUGGGCGACGCUUUGCUGCUGGAGGGGCAGCAGAGGACAGGACGCGUGGUCAGCAUCGGCAUUGCGCCCUGGGGCAUUGUGGAGCGCAAUCAUGAGCUGUUGGGUCACAAUCGUGAGGUGCCCUGCCACAGCAUCAGCUCGCCAAGAUCAAAAUUGGCUGUGCUGAACAAUCGACAUGCGUAUUUCCUGCUCGUGGACAAUGGCACCAUGGCCAAAUACGGAGCCGAAUUGAUUCUGCGUCGCAAACUGGAGAAAUUCAUUUCGAAUUUAAAGCUGCAUCCAUUCACACAUUCCAGUACGCCGGUUGUCUGUCUGGUGAUUGAGGGCGGAACGAACACAAUACGUGCUGUCCUCGAAUACGUGACGGAUUCGCCUCCAGUUCCUGUUGUUGUUUGCGAUGGUUCCGGCCGUGCCGCCGAUUUGUUGGCCUUUGUGCACAAGUACGCAUCGGAUGGCGAGGAGCAGCCCGUGCUGGAAUCUAUGCGUGAUUAUCUCAUCGGAACCAUACAGAAAACCUUUGAAGUGGGCCUGGAUCAGGCGGAGAAACUCUACCAGGAGCUGCUGCAGUGCACGCGCAAUAAGAAUUUGAUUACGGUCUUUCGCAUACAGGAAAAGCCAGAGGGCGAGGCGCAGGAGCUGGAUCAGACCAUUCUAACAGCUCUAUUCAAAUCGCAGCAUCUCAGUCCCCCAGAGCAAUUGAGUCUUGCAUUGACAUGGAAUCGUGUGGACAUAGCGCGCAGUGAGAUAUUUGUCUAUGGACAGGAGUGGCCCAAUGGCGCCUUGGAUGAGGCCAUGAUGCAGGCACUCGAACACGAUAGAAUCGAUUUUGUCAAAUUACUUUUGGAAAAUGGGGUCUCGAUGAAGAAAUUUUUAACAAUACCCCGACUCGAGGAGCUCUACAACACAAAACACGGUCCGGCCAAUACCCUGGGCUACAUAUUGCGCGAUGUGCGCCCGCAUAUACCCAAAGGCUACAUUUACACGCUCCACGACAUUGGCCUUGUCAUCAAUAAACUAAUGGGCGGCGCCUAUCGCUCGUAUUAUACGCGUCGCAAAUUUCGGCCCAUCUAUGCAAAGGUGAUGAACAGCUAUGCAAAUGCCUGCCGCAAGUCCUCGACAUAUCAAUAUCAGCGCUAUGCGGGGGCCAAUUCGCUGAGCCUCGUCACAGGACUGCUGCCAUUUACCACCGAGAUGGCACUCUUCGAGUUUCCAUUCAACGAGCUGCUGAUUUGGGCCGUGCUCACGAAGCGUCAGCAAAUGGCUUUGCUUAUGUGGACCCACGGCGAGGAGGCGCUGGCCAAGUCGCUGGUCGCCUGCAAACUGUACAAGGCCAUGGCUCAUGAGGCAGCCGAGGAUGAUUUGGAUACGGAAAUCUACGAGGAGCUGCGCUCCUAUGCCAAAGAGUUUGAGAGCAAAGGCAACAAACUGUUGGACUUUAGCUAUCGCCAGGAUGCGGAGAAGGCGCAGCGAUUGCUCACAUGCGAGCUGCACUCGUGGUCCAAUCAGAGCUGCCUCUCGCUCGCCGUCGCUGCCAAUCAUCGCGCUCUGCUCGCCCAUCCCUGCAGCCAGGUGAUUCUGGCGGAUCUCUGGAUGGGCGGAUUGCGUACGCGAAAGAAUACAAAUUUCAAGGUCAUUCUAGGCUUGAUCAUGCCCUUCUACAUCAGGCAAUUGGACUUCAAGUCCAAGGAGGAGUUGCAGCAAAUGCCACAGACCGAGGAGGAGCAUCUGGAGAAUCAGAAUUUGGACAAUGAUGAUUCCGAUCGUUCGCAACCAGACGCUGAGAAUGCCCUUUUAAAAGCCAAAAGAUCCAUUUCCUUGAGAUAUAGGAUGGGCGCGGGCAGUAAUAAUCGCGACAAGGCUCUAUUGGCGGAUACUUAUUCGGUGCGCGAUACAAAAGUACACGAAAAUGGCAAAGUUAAUCUCACUGCUGGAGCGGAAGAACCACCCUCCAAAGUCUCGCUAACAGACUCGGAUCCAUCGCAAUUCCGCGAAUUCUUUCACCUGUCCGAGUUCACCAACGAGAUUAAACAGCAUCAGCCGCUGCGCCUGAAGAAGAAGUUUUACGAGUUCUACACGGCGCCCAUUACCAAAUUCUGGGCCGAUUCGAUUGCGUACAUGUUCUUUCUGAUAAUGUUCUCGUUCACGGUGCUAGUCAAAAUGGGUCCCAUUCCGCGCUGGCAGGAAUGGUAUUCGAUAGCUUAUAUAACCACUUUGGGAUUUGAGAAGGUGCGCGAAAUCGUUUCCUCCGAGCCGGUGGCCAUUACGCAUAAAUUCUCGGUGUGGGCGUGGAACAUGUGGAAUCCGUGCGAUGGCGCUGCCAUAAUACUCUUCCUCAUCGGACUGGCUUUUCGCUUUCGCCCCAAUACGAUGGACAUUGGGCGUGUCAUUUACUGCGUGGACAGCAUCUACUGGUAUUUGCGCAUAUUGAACAUUCUUGGCGUCAACAAGUAUUUGGGUCCUCUGGUCACUAUGAUGGGCAAAAUGGUCAAGAAUAUGAUAUAUUUUGUUGUGCUCUUGGCGGUGGUUCUCAUGAGCUUUGGCGUCAGCCGACAGGCAAUACUCUAUCCGAACAAUGAGCCCACCUGGCGGCUGAUUCGAGAGGUCACCUAUCAGCCGUACUUCAUGUUGUACGGCGAGGUCUUUGCCGAUGACAUUGAUCCGCCCUGCGGCGAGGAUCCGCGUCAGCCCGCCUGCGUGACAGGUCAUUGGGUAACGCCCAUAACCAUGUCCAUGUAUCUAUUGAUUGCCAAUAUAUUGCUAAUCAAUCUGCUCAUAGCCGUCUUCAAUAAUAUAUUCAAUGAGGUCAAUUCGGUUUCGCAUCAGGUAUGGAUGUUCCAGAGAUUCACAGUGGUCAUGGAGUAUCAACAGAAGCCGGUCCUGCCGCCACCUUUCAUCGCCUUCUGCCAUUUCUAUUCGCUGCUCAAGUACUGCGUGCGCAAAGCGAAAGGAUUGGAGGUGCAGCGGGACAAUGGUCUCAAGCUGUUCCUCGAAAAGGACGAUCUGGAGCGACUGUACGACUUCGAGGAGGAGUGCGUCGAGGGCUUCUUCCACGAGCAGGAAAUCAUAUUGAAUCAGUCGACCGAUGAGCGCGUCAAGAACACAACGGAGCGCGUCGAGACCAUGGCACAGAAAAUCGAGGACAUCAAUCAAAAGGAGAACAUACAAACGGCUACAGUACAGAACAUUGAAUUCCGUUUGCGCAAAAUGGAGGAAUCAUCGGAGCAGAUAUUGUCGCACCUGGGCGUCAUACAUCGCUUCAUGUCCGCACAUACCACCGGCAAUGAGGAGCUGCUACGCGGCUCCGUGAUGAACAUUCCAGGCGAGAUGCAUCGCAUGCGCACCAUCUCAAUGUCCGACAACGAGGGCAGCGGCGGAGCUGGAGGCGGUGGCGGCGGCAGUGGCGGAGGAGGCGGCGGAAUUGGAGUCGGAGUCGGGGGCUCUGCCGGAAUUGCCGCGUCGUUGGGCCUGGGCGCCGCACUCACUUUAAAUUCACUGCAGGUGAACAAUCGACGUCGCUUCAAUCGCUCGCUGACCGAAGUGCGGCCGGACGCGUACAUCUUGGAUGAGGGCACGCACUUUGAGGUGGUGCCGCUGCCCGAGGAGCCCGACGAGGUGGUCAAGUCCCGGGAGGCCCUCAACGAGCAGAUGGUGCGCAAGGCCUCCAUGCAAUCGGAGGCGGACUCCGAUAUUUAUUUACCCCUGUCGCAGCGGCCGUCCACCUGUGACACGGUCAAGCGGACGCCCUAUGUGACCGUGCGCCAGGAUACGGGCGCCAGCACCGAGAGCAAGGACACCCUCACGCCCAUGGGCAACAACGAUGACGAUCAGACCCUCGUUGGCGGCGACAACUCCGACGAUGCUGCGCCGGACAUGACAUUUGAGGCUGCCAGACAUCGGGCUCUACGCCAGCGCACCGUCUCGCUCUGCCGUCGCAACUCGGAGACGUAUUCCCUGGCUGGCGCUGACAUCAAUCGCUCGCACAUCAGCCUCAAUCAGCUGACAACGCUCUCGCGUCGCCAGAUGAGCCUCACGCACUCCGAGCCGGACAGCGACAAGGACAUGCCUCCAGUGCCACAGACGGGUAAAUCAGUAUUGCAUGCGAAACCCUCCAGAAAUAUAUUGCUGAAACUGCACAGUGAAUAUACAUCCAUAACGGACGAGCUGGAGAGCGUUUGCCAUUUGAUUGCCUCGCCGACCGUCUCGCUGCAGAGCAACAAAGCUUCCCUGGAUCGGCCCAAGACGGAGAUGUCACGCGCAGAGGCAGCUGCGUUGCAGGAGAAGAAGCACCUGAAGGAGUGCGAGGAGAACGAUUACAGGAUAUUGGAGGGCCUCUUUGAGGCACGUGGCUCCAUCGAUGCCAGCGUGCCCUCCUAUGAGAUCGGCGUCUCUGUGGACUAUAGUCAUCGCUAUCCGCUGCGCAGGGAGACGGCCAUAGAGCUGUCGCCCUCGAAGCCCGCGGCCGAGGGCGAUGCCAUUGGCGCUGUGAUUGCUGGCGACAGCAGCGACACGAGCGGUGCGGCGAGCAGCGGCUUCCAGCUGAAGCACGAACGGCCCUGGCAACGCAAUUCGUCCAUGGAACAGCAGAGCUAUCAGUCGCCGCUGGUGCCGACGCGUGCCACCAGCGACUUCCUCAAUCCACCGUACGACAGCAGCGGGCGGCUGUUCAAGAAGUCCAGCGAGAGUCUGCAGAAGAAUUCGAGCACGGACACGGACUACUCGGCGCAUCCGUAUCGGUUCAUCAAGCAGAGCUCCAAUGAGACGAACACCUCUUUGACCGGCUCCUACAACGUGGACACGCCCUCACUGACGGCGGAGCCCAGUUUGGAUGCCGGCGACUCGCAUUCGGCAACGGGCAUUAGCGUGAGCGUUGGCGCUGCUGGCGGCGCUGCGCAGGCGCGUUAUCAACCCAAGCGGACGGCGUCCGUGGGCGCUGCCGAUGGCAGACGUCUAAGGGACGACAGUUCCAGCUCGCUAGAUCUGACGCAGGCAGCGCCAGCAUUGCCAACGCGUCCCAUGCAGUUGAAGAAACAGUUUAGUAUGGACCAGGGCAAGCCACUGUCUGCGCAAACAAGCGCCGAGGCGAGCAGCACAGAGGCUGCGGCUGCGGCAGGUGCUGCAGCAGGUGCUCCGGUUGCUGCCAAACUGAUUUCAACGCUGAAGCCACCCUAUACUAGCAAGCUGGGCAUGAAUGUGCUCAAGGAGAGUAGCUCCAGCACCGAAGAGUCGCGCGACGGCGAGCCCAUCUCGGCAACGACCUCCUCUUCGGCCAAGAGCAGCAACACAAAUCUGGCCAUACCGCAGAUCAGCACGCAUCUGGUGCAGGAUGAGAUAGCAAAGCUCUCCUCCAACAUCAAGAGCAGCACAGAGUCCGAAAAGGAUCCGCCAUAUAACGAAACCAUGUGUUAACUAACUGUAUAUAUAUAUAUACCCAAUAUCUGUCUAUAAGCUCUAGAGCUAAAGUAUUUGUAUCUGUCUGUUAGAGCAACUGAAUCUGUUAGUGAGUGAGUCCUGGAGUAGAUUGAAAACUCCCAACUAGGGUUCGCCAUAUAACGACAAAAUGU